AUGAUACAGGUUCCACUGAUGAAGGAUGCGGUCCCGACCACGGCAACAUAUCGUGUGGUCCUACAGAAUGCUGCUCUUCGGCAGGACUGUCUCUGGGAGUUCGGGCCAGCUUGUGAUGCCAACAAAGUUCCCGCCGGAACCAACACCUCCACACUGACCAGAGCCACUCUUGGUGAUAUUCUGGUGGUCGGAGCGGGUCUAUACCACUGCGAGAAUGAUGGCGACGUUACCUUGACGUAUGACGAUGGCCCCGACGAAUACACCGCCGAUCUCCCGGAUCUGCUGGCAAAGUACAACGCGAGUGCUACGUUCUUCAUCACCGGUGUCAACAACGCCAAGGGCCAGAUUGACGACACCAGCAUUGCAUGGCCGGGUAUCAUCAAGCGCAUGCAUGCCGAGAACCACCAGAUCGCCUCACACACAUGGUCACACGCCAACCUGAGCGCCGUGACCUCAGCCCGUAGAAGGGACGAGAUGCACAAGAACGAAAUGGCCUUCCGCAACAUCCUCUGCCCCAUACCGACCUACAUGCGUCCGCCCUACUCGUCCUGCACGACCGACAGCGGCUGCGAGGCCGACAUGGCCGAGCUGCGCUACCACGUGACAUACUUCGACCUGGACACCGCCGACUACCUGAACCCCAGCCCGAGCCAGAUCCAGAACGCCAAGACCAACUUCGACGCCUUCUUCGAGGGCAAGUCGCCGGUUGCGGACAACGCCCUGGUCAUUGGCCACGACAUCAUCGAGCAGACUGUCCAUAAUCUGACUGAGUACAUGCUGCUGGGGAUCCAGAGUCGCGGCUACCGCGCUGUCACUGUGGGCGAGUGUCUCGGCGAUGCGGCUGAGAACUGGUACAGGCAGGGCGAUGCUGGCGUGGUUCCCUCUGCCACCGCCACGCCUUGA
Molecule: messenger RNA, 903 nt
Organism: Anthostomella pinea
Lineage: Eukaryota; Fungi; Ascomycota; Sordariomycetes; Xylariales; Xylariaceae
Source: the annotation of a GenBank genome assembly